Molecule: messenger RNA, 831 nt
Organism: Rotaria sp. Silwood2
Lineage: Eukaryota; Metazoa; Rotifera; Eurotatoria; Philodinida; Philodinidae
Source: the annotation of a GenBank genome assembly
AUGAAUCAACUCCACUUUCCAUGGGGUUUGUGUGUUGAUAAUAAUCACACUAUCUACAUUGCUGAUUUUUACAAUCAUCGUAUUGUGGAAUGGAAAUGUGGUGCGACGACUGGUCGAGUUGUGGCUGGUAGUAACGGACUUGGAAACCGUCUUGAUCAGUUCAACAGUCCGAGAGAUGUGAUAAUCGAUAAACAAACAGAUAGUCUUAUCGUUUGUGAUCGUGGCAAUCAAAGAAUUAUUCGAUGGUCUCGUCAUAAUGGUACAAAUGUGGAAACGAUCAUCACAAAUGUUGGAUGUUUUGGCUUGACAAUAGAUGAUGAUCGAUUUCUCUAUAUUGUCGACCAUGACAAACAUGAAGUCAGACGAUAUCGAAUGGGAGAAAGUCGAGGAAUAGUGGUUGCUGGUGGAAAUGGACAAGGAAAUCGUCUUGAUCAGUUGAGUCAUCCGGCAUACGUCUUCGUCGAUCGGUAUCAUUCAGUUUAUGUAUCAGAUUACAGUAAUCAUCGUGUGAUGAAGUGGAUGAAAGGUGCGAAACAAGGCAUUGUUGUGGCUGGUGGUCAAGGUCAAGGAAAUAGUCUUACACAAUUAUCAAAUCCUGGCGGAGUUGUCGUGGAUCAAUCAGGUACUGUCUAUGUGGCUGAUGGUUGGAAUCAUCGAAUAAUGCGUUGGUCUCAAGGAACCACAGAGGGUAGUGUCAUCAUUGGUGAGGAUGGUUGCGGCAGUCAAUCUAAUCAACUCUAUUAUCCCACUGGCUUAUCAUUUGAUCGAGAGGGCAAUCUCUAUGUGAGUGAUCAAGGAAAUCAUCGCAUACAAAAGUUCAACAUAGAUUGA